AUGGCGAGCGGCGCGUGGCCGACGCUGCCGCGGAGGAAAAGCCCGACGGAGCUGGGCUCGCUGAAGCCAGCGGCGGCCGUGAGCCGGGCCUUCCGCCCUCGCCUCUCCGAAGUCAGCAGCCGCUUCCCGGCCGGGAUUAGAACCCGGAUGUUACCCCCAUUGCUCGAGGGGUGUCCAGUCUUGCACCCGCUCGCCGCCCCCGGCGGAGAAGGGGAGGGCGGGCGCUGCGAGUGGGGGGCGGCUGGAGAGGAGCAGUGGGAGCUGGAGCCCCUGGCGCUGGACCUGUCACCUAAAGCAGCCAAGGCAGGCUCCAGCAGGGACCAGAUCCAGGCUGCGGUGCUGGCCAGAGAAACACCAACACAAGCCCCAGCAGCUGGCGAAGGGGGAAGGGGGAAAGCUGUCCCCAAGGCCAUGGCCCUGGCCAAGGCUGGGUCCUGGCCUGGCCAGGCCCUGCCCCCGCGUGCAUCCUGGCCCCGCGGCCUGGGCAGGGCUCCGCGCGGCAGAGGUGGCAUCGUGGUCGCUCCGGAACGCCGCCCGCGUGGACGCGACCGUCUCCGCCCGCUCCCGGUUCCGGCUCCCGGCCGGCGGGUCCCCGACAACAACGAACACGGCGAGCCGCCUCGCCUCCCCGGCUUCCGAGUCCCAGGGAUCUCUGGGUGGGAGCUCGCCCUCCCGGUCCCCAGGGGCGCCAGAGCGGAGCACACCGCCAGGCCGCCCGGGAACCGAGCGGACUCCCCACACCAGCUCGCCUUCGGAUCCACACCUCCUCUGCCGCGUCCUUGGGACUUGGUUCCGGUCCCCACCCCGCCGACCCCCUUAGUUCGGAAACCAAAUUUCGUUUUUGGUCCCGCCGGCUCCUCCGCAGGGGUCGCCGUGGAGAAGCUACCACGGAGGGUUUCCGCUCCAAGCCUCAACUUGCCCAUCUGUGAACAGGGCCAGCAGAGCGUGAAGACCUGCGGCUUCCAGGGCAUCUCAUGGCCCCGCCCCACCCACCUCCGCACCAAGGGCCCCAUGCUCUGCCCAAGGCUGGGAGUGUGUUUGGUGCUCAGGGAAGGAAUAAUGAAUGAAGAGGCUGAAGUAAGAAAAGCCGACCUGGCAUCCUCGUUGCUCGUUUUCUCUGCCCAGCCCAGGACUUGAGAAAGGUCUCUCCCCACGUCGUGACGGUGACCACAGGUUCAGCUCCACAGACUGCAUUUCAAGCCUUUGCUUUCGAGACGCAGGUUCUGACUUGACUCUUAAAGCUUCCUGAAGAAUUUGUUCAAAGCAGCAGAAGUUGAAGGCCUCUGCGACCUACACCACAGCUCAUGGCAACACCGGAUCCUUAACCCACUGAGCGAGGCCAGGGAUCAAACCUGCAACCUCAUAGUUCCUAGUCGGAUUCGUUUCUGCUGCACCACGACGGGAACGCCUAAAGCCCACUUUAAAACAGGGAAAGUCAUGCUACGUGAACUGUAUCUCAAUAAAUCCAUUAUUUAAAAAUCA
Messenger RNA from Phacochoerus africanus (Common warthog), 1482 nucleotides. Its product is annotated as protein transport protein sec31-like. Lineage: Eukaryota; Metazoa; Chordata; Mammalia; Artiodactyla; Suidae. The transcript is spliced from 6 exons. The coding region runs from base 1 to 1137 and encodes 378 amino acids. The record is from RefSeq and is a predicted model, not a curated record.